Messenger RNA from Eruca vesicaria subsp. sativa (arugula), 2556 nucleotides. The record is from the annotation of a GenBank genome assembly. NCBI's taxonomy places the organism in Eukaryota, Viridiplantae, Streptophyta, Magnoliopsida, Brassicales, Brassicaceae.
AUGACUAAACCUCCUCCAUUUUCUCUCACGGCCUUUGGCUGUGUCCUAUUCUUCUUCUUAUCCUCCUCUGUUGUUUUAGCACUCACCGACGCAGAAGCCUCAUUCAUUGCGCACCGACAGCUAUUGACAUUACCUGAGAACGGCGAUCUUCCUGAUGAUAUUGAGUAUGAGGUUGAUCUCAAGGAGACAUUUGCCAACAAUAGGCUCAAGAGAGCUUAUAUAGCUCUCCAAGCAUGGAAAAAAGCAGUCUAUUCAGACCCGUUUAACACCACCGGAAACUGGCAUGGUCCGCACGUAUGCCGCUACACAGGCGUGUUUUGUGCACCAGCUCUUGAUGAUCCUAACGUCGCGGUUGUGGCCGGUGUAGAUCUUAAUGGUGCAGAUAUUGCAGGGCAUUUACCUGUUGAGCUUGGUUUGAUGACGGAUGUGGCCAUGUUUCAUUUGAAUUCGAACCGGUUUUGUGGUAUCAUACCCAAGAGUCUCGAUAGGUUGAAGUUAAUGUAUGAGUUCGAUGUCAGCAACAACCGUUUUGUCGGACCUUUCCCUUCAGUUGUUCUUUCGUGGCCGGCUGUUAAAUUCAUCGACCUAAGAUUCAAUGAUUUCGAAGGUCAAGUCCCCCCUCAGCUUUUCAAGAAGGAUCUCGAUGCCAUUUUCUUGAACAACAAUAGAUUCACUUCCACCAUUCCUGAGUCUCUUGGAGAAUCCUCAGCUUCGGUGGUGACCUUUGCUCACAACAAAUUCAAUGGUUGUGUCCCUAAAAGUAUAGGAAACAUGAAGAAUCUUAACGAAAUCAUAUUUAAGGACAACCAUCUUGGAGGCUGUUUCCCAUCAGAGAUCGGAAAGCUAGCCAAUGUGAACGUUUUUGAUGCUAGCAUGAACUCAUUCACAGGUGUUCUACCGCAGAGCUUUGUUGGGCUUACUGGUGUCGAAGAGAUCGAUAUCUCUGGAAAUAAACUCACUGGGUUUGUGCCUGAGAAUAUCUGCAGGUUGCCUAAGUUGGUUAACUUGACGUACGCCUACAAUUACUUCAAUGGACAAGGUGAUUCGUGUGUCCCAGGUAGUCAGAAGGAGAUUGCAUUGGACGAUACACAUAACUGUUUGCCAGAUAGGCCUAAACAACGGUCGGCCAAGGAAUGUGCGGUCGUGAUUAGUCGUCCCGUUGAUUGUAGCAAGGACAAGUGUGCUGGUGGAGGUUAUAGCCCCUCUACACCAUCGAAGUCCAAGUCACCAUCACCGGUGCCAUCUCGGCCAGUACAUAAUCCACAACCACCGAAAGAGUCACCAAAACCAAAUGACCCAUCUGACCAGUCUCCUGUGAUGUUCAGGCGCAGCCCGCCUCCCCCACAGCCACAUCACCCGGUGGUUUCUCCUCCGUCCCAUAUUCAGUCUCCACUGCCUCCGGUAUAUUCUCAACCACCGCCACCAAUCCAUUCACCACCACCACCGGUACAUUCUCCUCCACCACCAGUCCACUCACCACCACCGCCUGCACCAGUCCACUCGCCACCACCACCUGCACCAGUCCAUUCACCACCACCACCUGUUCAUUCUCCACCACCACCACCACCUGUCUAUUCUCCACCACCACCUGUCCAUUCACCCCCACCACCAGUGCAUUCACCUCCAUCACCUGUUCAGAAACCACAACCUUGGAAAGAGUCACCACAACCAAAUGAUCCAUACGAUCAAUCUCCCGUUAAGUUCCGACGCAGCCCACCUCCGCCACAUCAAUCACAUCCCCCGAUGGUUUCUCCUCCGCUUCCAGUUUAUUCUCCACAGCCACCUGUUCAUUCACCACCACCCACACAACCAGUGUAUUCACCUCCAUCACCGGUUCAGAAACCACAACCUCCAAAAGAGUCACCACAACCAAAUGAUCCUUAUGGUCAAUCUCCAGUGAAGUUCCGACGCAGUCCGCCUCCACCACAUCAAUCACAUCCCCCGAUGGUUCAUUCUCCACCGCCACCGGUAUACUCUCCACCUCCUCAACCAGUCCACUCUCCACCACCACCACCAAUUCAUUCUCCUCCCCCUCCAGUCCCAUCACCGCCACCUCCAGUCCCAUCACCACCACCUCCGGUACAUUCUCCUCCACCACCGGUCCAUUCACCUCCACCACCGGUCCAUUCACCGCCACCGCCGGCCCAUUCUCCUCCACCUCCAGUCCAUUCACCUCCGCCACCCGUCCAUUCACCACCUCCACCACCAGUCCAUUCACCACCUCCACCACCACCAGUAUAUUCUCCACCGCCACCAGUCCACUCUCCUCCACCACCAGUCUAUUCACCUCCACCACCUCCACCGGUAUACUCUCCACCACCACCGAUAUAUUCUCCACCACCACCAGUCCACUCUCCUCCACCACCUGUUCUCUCUCCACCGCCACAAUCACCAACACCAAUUCAAUCUCCACCACAAACACCGGUCAACUCUCCUCCCUCACGAACACCGACACAGACCAUAGAAGCACCACCUCAAAGUGAUGAAUUCAUCAUACCACCAUUUGUUGGUCACCAAUAUGCAUCACCACCACCUCCAAUGUUUCCGGGCUAUUAA